Messenger RNA from Fusarium odoratissimum NRRL 54006, 624 nucleotides. RefSeq lists its product as uncharacterized. Gene Ontology annotation, molecular function: protein binding. The record is from RefSeq and is a predicted model, not a curated record. The transcript is spliced from 2 exons. Bases 1 to 624 code for a protein of 207 amino acids. NCBI's taxonomy places the organism in Eukaryota, Fungi, Ascomycota, Sordariomycetes, Hypocreales, Nectriaceae.
AUGUCGAACCCAGAAGAGGCCACCGAGACUGUGGCCCAGCACAAAUUUGUUCGAGACUUGAUACCAGGAGGCGAUUUAAUCCUCGCCGUUGGUCCCCACAGAACUCUCCUUAGAGUUGCGUCGGCCUUUCUGUGCGAGAUAUCGCCCGUCUUUGCAGUAAUGUUUGGGCCGAACUUUGAAGAAGGCGAUCGCUUGCGCAACCGACAGCCUGGAGAUCCCGAAAUGGUUCUCGAACUUCCCGAUGACGACCCUUUAGCUUUCGACAACACGAUCCUCGUGCUUUACGGGUCAGACCCCUCGACACAAGACUGUGACCCCGAUGAUAUCCAGAAGAUUUCGAUUCUUGUUGAUAAAUACGACAUGGUAUCGCGCUUUGCCUUCGCUUCGGUGUACUGGUUUGCGAAGUAUGCUUGGGCAGAUGAUCCUGAAGAGACGUGGCAACUCACAACUGCCGCUUACUGGAUGCAAAACCCUGAUGCUUUCUUUACUUUUAGUAAGAAACUUGUCAAGCAGCUACAACCUUCUCACUUGAGCUAUGUCACAAGCAUGCCCGACAAGGUGCUUGGGCUUCGCCUUUGCUCUGCCUGUGCGGGUCUUGUGCCAUUCAUGUUGACUCAAAACUAA